CAGGGAUGAGGAAAUCCAUGGACUCCAUCCUUGUAUAGGAAAUAGUUAGUUGUAUCAUAUCUAAUCCAAUGUGUCCUUCACUUGGCUUUGAGUUCUUCAAAAAUCAAAGCCUAAAGAUCUUGUUAAAGAGUUACAAUACGAGAAAGAUCUUCUGGCCAUGUAUCUUUUGUGCUUCUAAUCUGUGGAUUCUCUUCUUGAGAUGUUAAUUUAUUUUUAAAUUGGUUAUUUAUUUUCAAAUCAGUGACAUUUAUGUUUUGUGGAUUUUACUUCAGCUUCAGAAGAAUUUUUGGAACUUAUUAAAAGUGCAUUGCUGGCCUCCUUGGAAGCUCUUGAGCCUGGUUCUCUCUUUGGUCUUGCUACUUUUAGCCACAAAUUAGGGUUGUAUGAUGUUCAAGGACCUAUACCAGUUGUAAAGAAUGUUUUCAUUCCACCGGAAACAGAUGGUACCCUACCAAUUGAGCUUGAAGAUGUCAUGCCAUUGUUACAGUUUUUGGCUCCAGUGGAAACUUGUAAGGACCGUUUUGGAUCUGCACUUGAAACGCUCAGACCAACAACUUCAUGGGAGAGAACUACAGCAGCUGGUCAAGGGAUUGAUGGUGUUUUGAUGGGUGGGCGAGGGUUUGGGGUGGCAAUGGAAGCACUUUUGAACUACCUUGGAUCUGAGUAUGGAAGUACAUUUGCAUUAGGUAGAGUCGUUGCCUUUUUGUCUGGUCCUCCUGAUUAUGGAGCUGGGCAACUAGAUACAAGACGGUAUGGUGGACAAUAUGCUAGUAAGGGAGAGGAUGCGGACCGUGCAUUGCUUCCUGAGCAGACACCAUUCUACAGAGAGAAAGCAUAG
Molecule: messenger RNA, 838 nt
Organism: Pyrus x bretschneideri (Chinese white pear)
Lineage: Eukaryota; Viridiplantae; Streptophyta; Magnoliopsida; Rosales; Rosaceae
Exons: 4
Coding region: 473-838 (121 amino acids)
Source: RefSeq, a predicted model, not a curated record